GUACCCAAGGCCUCUAUGAGGCAAAGUCAGCGCAGCUGAGCUCCGAAGCGGAUUUACUUCGUGCCAGCUCGGACAGCACCCACCACCAGAUCCAUGCAUACGAGGAGGCCGGCAACGUCCAAGCAGCAAAACAGAUCCAGACGCAGGCACAUGACCUUCUCGUACGGUCCCUGGAGAAGGAAACCGAGGCAGCCGAGGCCAUGGACGAAGCGCGACGCAUUGGCCUGAUGGUCCCCAAGUAUGCAGCUGCAGCCGCUGAUGCAGCUGCCAGGGCUUCGAUCUUGGGCUCUGAGAAGUGGAUGCCACCCUCGUACCAAGCAGCACCGGCAAUCAACGCCAAGCGGCUUCCAUUCCCAGCUGUGCCAAACGUGACUGGCCUGCUCGGCUUAGGGGUUGGGGGGUUUCUGGGGCCCAGUUAA
Symbiodinium necroappetens is the source of this 419-nucleotide messenger RNA. NCBI's taxonomy places the organism in Eukaryota, Dinophyceae, Suessiales, Symbiodiniaceae. The record is from the annotation of a GenBank genome assembly.